Messenger RNA from Populus nigra (black poplar), 1630 nucleotides. RefSeq names its product UPF0481 protein At3g47200-like. The record is from RefSeq and is a predicted model, not a curated record. Bases 221 to 1537 code for a protein of 438 amino acids. The transcript is spliced from 2 exons. NCBI's taxonomy places the organism in Eukaryota, Viridiplantae, Streptophyta, Magnoliopsida, Malpighiales, Salicaceae.
GGUUCGUUAAACAUUUCAUGCCAUUUCUGCAUCGAUGUUAAAUCCUUCAUCAAGAGAUUGAUCUGGGUUUCGGUCUAGAUAUUGAAUGUGCAGUUACCUCCGGAGUUAGCUUUACUCUCUCGGGUUAUAUAGCCUGAUCUGUUGAUCUUAAUUGUGGAUCAUUUUGGAACUUAUAUUAAAUAGGGAGAGUCUACCAUUCUCGCGAUUGUCUAGGCACAGUAUGAACGUUGCUGGAACAUCAAGAGUGCAGAUGGAUAGUGGCGAUCAUGUUUCUCUCGACAUUGCCAAAUUAGCAGAGUCUGUGGAAGGAAAGUUGAAAAGCUUGCGUUCUUUUUCAGAUCAGUGUUCCAUCUACAGAGUUCCAAAACGACUACGUGAGUUAAAUGGAAAGGCUUACACACCUCGAGUAAUCUCCAUUGGCCCACUUCACUACGGAAAAGAAGAGCUAAUAGAAAUGGAAGAGCAUAAGAGACUGUACCUGAGGGAAUUUCUUGAAUUGAGCAAGGUAAGGGUGAGGGAUUUUAUUGCAGCUAUUGCAGAGAGCGAGACUAGAUUGCGUAGUUGUUAUGCAGAAACCUUCGAUAAACUAAGUAAAGAGGAAUUUGUGGAAAUGGUGUUGUUGGAUUGCUCCUUUCUCAUUAUGUUCUUUCUGAAAGCAUUUUCCCCUGGUAUCCAAAGUAGAAAUAUUGACCGCAUAUUCAAUAAACCAUGGAUGCUAGAUGAAAUAAGUAUUGAUUUGUGCUUGCUUGAAAAUCAGCUUCCAUUAUUCAUUGUUGAGGACUUGUUCAAUCUAUCCAAAAUACAGCACCAUUGUGAGGAAUAUUCCAUGAUUAAGCUUACUUACGCGUUCUUACUUGCUGCAUGGCAAUCAUGGGUGUCAGAGGAAAUUUUGGAGAAAAUCAAUUUGCUUAAAGUAGAGCAUUUUGUUGACUUUCUAAGAAUCUGUCAGCAGCCAGCACAGGAGAUGCAGCCAAAGAAACUUGCGACUAUAACCACUCCAAGUGUAGCAGAGCUCCAUCGGGCUGGAAUCAAGUUCAAGUUAGGGUCCAGCAUAAACCCCCUCCUCAUAAAAUUUGAUGAUACUAAAGGGACGUUGGAAAUCCCACAGUUAAAGAUAGGCGAUCACGCAGAAAUCCUAUUCAGAAAUCUCCAAGCUUUUGAGCAAUGCAAUUACGAUGCUAAUAAAUAUGUAUGUAACUAUAUUACCAUGCUCUCUUUGCUUGUCCCCGAUGCCAAGGGUGUGGAAAUACUUGUUAAAGAAGGAAUUAUAGAGAAUUGGCUCCAUGAUAAUGAUGCAGUUUCACGCCUUUUUCGCAGUCUUUCCAAGGAAAAUGUUAUCAACGUCAACAAUUUCUACUUUUCUGGUGUAGUUGAAGAUCUGAACAAGUACUACAGUAAGCGGGUACACAAAUGGAAGGCAGCCUUGAAGCAGAAAUAUUUCCGUAAUCCAUGGACUAUAAUCUCUGUUGUAGCAGCUGCUGUUCUAGUCAUACUCACUAUCAUACAGACAGUGUGUUCGAUCAUUCAAGUUGUUUGAUUAUGCUAUUUCAGUUGUUUUCUGUAAAUUAACUGUGUAUUCUGUUAUCUCUUCCCAUGAAAUUUCUAUAUAUGUUCUUCAAUUACUCAUAAA